UGCUCAGCUGAGCUCUCCCUUGCCACCGAAAAUUCAGAUCAGAGCAAGCGCAGGAGGACGCAGCAGCAGAGCUGAACCGGAGCUGUCGUUUCAGCUUUCCAGGAGAAACACGUGCGUGGCUAAUUCCUCCCCACCUGUCUUUUUUAUUUUUAUUUCCCCCCCUUCCUCCCCACCCCUGCCCAUCCUUCUCCUCCUUCAGAUGCUGAGCCAGCCGGGAGAGGAUGGGGCAGGUGGCCUGGAAAGCUCUGUGCCUGUCGCUGUUCGAUUAUAAGACGGAGAAAUAUGUCAUCGCCAAGAACAAGAAAGUGGGGGUGCUCUAUCGAGUGGUCCAGCUCUCCAUCAUGGCCUACAUUGUGGGGUGGGUCUUUGUGGUCAAGAAAGGCUACCAGGAUGUGGAUACGUCUAUCCAGAGCUCCGUCAUCACCAAGGUGAAAGGCGUGGCUUUCACCAACACCUCUGAGCUGGGCGAGAGGCUGUGGGAUGUCGCAGACUAUGUCAUCCCCCCACAGGGCGAAAGCGUCUUCUUUGUAAUGACCAACUUGAUUGUCACUCCAAACCAACGGCAGGACACCUGUGCUGAGAGCUCUGGCAUUCCAGACGCGCUCUGUUACCGCAACAGCGACUGCAAUUCUGGAGAAGCCGUCGUCGCUGGCAACGGAGUCAAGACUGGCCGUUGUCUGAAGGUUGGGAACAGCCUGAGUGGGACGUGCGAGAUCUUAGCUUGGUGUCCGGUGGAGAAGAAAGGCAGGCCAAAAAAGCCCCUUCUGGCAAACGCCGAAAACUUCACCGUCUACAUCAAGAACUCCAUCCGCUUCCCCCGGUUCAAGUUCUCCAAAACCAACGUCCUUGACACCACAGAUGACAGCUACCUGAAAACGUGCCGCUAUGGACCAGACCAUCCUUACUGCCCCAUAUUCCACCUGGGGAACCUCGUCUCGUGGGCUGGGAGCAACUUUCAGGAAAUGGCCUCGGAGGGUGGUGUGAUAGGAAUUCAGAUUGAAUGGGACUGUGACCUUGAUAAGGCCCCCUCUGAAUGCAAUCCUCACUAUUCUUUUAGCCGGCUGGAUAACAAGUUUGCAGAGAAAUCCGUCUCGUCAGGAUACAACUUCAGGUUUGCCAAGUAUUACCGCGACGCAGCCGAUGUUGAUUUCCGGACUCUGAUCAAGGCGUACGGGAUCCGCUUUGAUGUCAUGGUGAACGGGAAGGCGGGGAAAUUUAACAUUAUUCCGACAGUCAUCAAUGUGGGAUCAGGUGUUGCGCUGAUGGGAGCGGGGGCUUUCUUCUGUGACCUGGUGUUGCUGUACUUCCUCCAAAAGAGCAAUUUUUACCGAGGCAAAAAAUACGAAGAAGUAAGGAAACCCGUGCCAGAAGCAAAUAUCAACGGAGACCAGAGUUCUGACUCCCUCUCCAGGCUAGAUCACCUGAGGCAAUUGCAGACGGUUGAGACCUAACGCCAAGGCCACUGACCGGCGACCGCACUCCACUAAGACUUCAUGGGCCGGGGAAACUAAGCAAUCCAUGACGCCAGAGCCAUCGUUUACCUCACGGAUAGACAAUGGAGACCAGGAGGAUGCGGUUAACCCCAGGCCUUUCACAGCUCCCCAAAGCCUUAUUUUCUGGUGACGUUCCGCCAUACCCUGAGCCAUCUACGUCACUCAACACAGGAUUUAACAUUUUUAAAAAAACUAAAAAUCAAAUGCCAAAGCGACCUGCCUAUAUAAUUCCGCAGUGGAGAUGGUAGAAGUUAGGUAUCCCCUGUGUUGCCAUCUUGAAUAUACCUGAGGUCCAUCCAUCUUGGCCCAAUUGUUGGGCAGCCAUCUUGAAUACAGCAGGAUCGAUCCACCUCAGUCAGUAGGGCUACUUAUUAUUUCCAGGCCUUUGUCCUUCUACAGACAGAAUAAUCAGGACAUAUCCUUGGCAUUCCUGACAGACAGAAUAUAUUAAUAUUCCUUGGAGCAACGCACUUGGCUAGUGAGAUUUCAGUCAACUGCUUUUCAUCCAGCCAAGUCUUCUCUCCUGCAAAUUAGCCUGUUUUAAACUGGAGGGCCCCAAACAAACUGAGGUGGGAUUUUUUUUUAAUUUUCUGGAUUUUAUGCCUUCGCAGGGCAAGGCAGGACCCUCCCUCUCCGAAGAAAUGUUCUGUGGACUUCUGCAGGUCUUGAAAAAUGUUUCAUGACCUCAUCAAUGCAGAUAACAAGGUGAACAAGAAAUAGAUCGAUUCGAGGUAACCUGUUUACGGAGCUUUCAUCCUGAUUUGUUGGCAGGGAGGUUAGAUGACAUUUUGUGAAGCAAAACGACUUCUUUUAUUGUAAAAUGUUCGGUUGUUAGGGUAUGGCUGUGCCAAAGAGCUCCAGAUCAAAUUGUGCAGCCUGAUUUUGCCGGCAUGUGAUGGGAUCUCACUGGAAAAAUAGCAACAGGCUGCAGAGUCACACCCUUAAAUAAGAAAGCUAUGUACAGAGAUAGGUUCCUGAAUGCGGGAUCUGCAGAAAUCUCUGUCCUCAGAGAGGUCUUGGUUGACACCCAGAUCGGUGCCAGUGUGACAUUAUGCUCUGUCAUUUAAUGGGCGCAAAAAACCCACAGGCUGCUACGUUUUGCCCAACUUGAGAAAUCAAGAGAUGGCGCUAGGAUUUUGAAAGACGGAAUAAAUCACCACGUCGAGAGGACUGAGUCAUCCCCACAUACCCAGCAGCCUGGGUGAGCUGGUUUGAUGACAUUUCAAAGGAAGACUCUGUGUCCUUUUGUUUCGUAACCCAUCUCCCGGGUUCAGUCUUCCUAAUUAACUUUCCAUCCUCGCAUUUCGCAAGAAUCGAGAAACUGUUUUGACUUUAUUCCUCUCCCCGCCCCUCUUAUCCCCUUUCUUUACAGAUGUCUUUCUUUCCUCUUUAUUAAGAGCAAGAUCUUCGGACUUCCAUCGCAUAAUGUUUCAGUAACAGAAAGAGAAAACAUGCUUGUUUUUUAGGGCAGAUCCACACGUACACAUUUGACAUAUCCAGUCUACAUGUAAAGUACAUUACUUCCUCCUAAGAUUCCUGGGAACUGGAGUUUGUUAAGGGUGCUGGAACGAAAUCUACAGUUCCCAGGAAUAUAUUGGGGGGGGGGGAGUCCUGUGCUUUAAAUGUGCAAUGAAUAUGCUUUGACCAUAUAGUGCGGCUCUGCCCUUAAUGAUUGACAGAUUCUCUGUCGCUAUAAUGAUGGGGUCCUCGCUGUGGUGUCUGUGGGAACAAAGGCACCCUCACACCCUGCCAAGGCUUUUCCCUAUUUUUUAAUUUAAAAGCAAGUUUGGAGGGUUUUUUAAGGGGUUUCCUGCUUUUUUUAAUGGGGUGAUGGACAGGCUGUUCGUCUGUGCUUUGGAGUGUCUUACAGAGGGGUCUGAACACUGUCAGGUUUAUUUAUUUUUGGUCAGGGGCUGACAAUAGUUUCUUAGAUUUCCAGGUGUGCCCCUGGGUCCAAAAAGAGUUAGGACUCCUGUUCUAAUUAGUGGUGUGUGUGCAUGGAGGACAGGGGGGGGAGAGGAUGUUUUAAACAGGAAUGCUCAUUUCUCUCUCAUGUCUCAGUAUUAAUCUUUGCUAACUGUGAACAAAAUAUAGCAAUGAAUGCCAUAACAAAGAUGCUUUUAUAGGAAGUUUAAAUAUUUAUACGCAGGGCUGUGCCAAAUAUUUCCCCCCAUCUGCUACUUCCCCUUCAUUGAAUUAGCCACAUGGGCAAUCCUACCCAAUCAGGGAUCACAUAGUGAAUGUGAUGACAUCAUGAUGCUGUGUCUGACAUGAUGAUGUCACUGGACAUCAGUGAAUAAGGUACUUGCCCAGGGGUGGCUAGUCUCCACCCUGAGGGCCUGAUCCACCUCCUUCACGCAAAGUUUUCUGGCCCCCUCAAGAUCCCAGAUACUGACAAGCUCUGGCAAAAAAAAAAGGUAUUAUUAAAAUCAUAGUCUGUCCUUCCUACCAAAGGAGCCCUGGAUAAUUUGUGUUUGUGUGUAGAUUAGAUUUCAAAGCUCUCUAUGAAGAGUCCAGGGUGUGCGGCUGUUGUUGUAUUUUGCAGAAUUAAUAAAGGAAGCCAAUUAUCCACCCUGGAGCCUGCCUUCCAUAUGUGGAACUAUAACUCCCAUCAUCCCUUGCACAUGUGGCUGGGGCUGAUGGGAGGUGCAGUCGCAAUGUCAAGGCUCCGUAAUGAACGUAAAAAGUGGUGCAUUGAUCAGUGUGAGGGGAGAGCCAUCUCAUCCCAUUAGAAAGGACCAUACCAGUAGCCUAUGUCUAAAAUGCUCACUUGCGCGAUCACAGGUGCUGCCUCCCACGCCCUCGCUCAGAAUGUACUUUACAAAGCCAAUGCAGAGAAAGGACUUUGGCACAUUUAUAAAAGGUAUGUGCAUCUGCAUUGUCCGUGUGAAGGAUUGGGGCGUUCUCAGGAAUGGUCCCCGGUCCAAAGCUUCUGACACACCCGAGACUCGUUGUAAUGUGAAUACAGAUUGCUGUGAAACAAA
Messenger RNA from Podarcis raffonei (Aeolian wall lizard), 4477 nucleotides. RefSeq names its product purinergic receptor P2X 5 (gene P2RX5). Bases 222 to 1451 code for a protein of 409 amino acids. Gene Ontology annotation, biological process: monoatomic cation transmembrane transport; response to ATP. The transcript has 12 exons. Gene Ontology annotation, cellular component: plasma membrane; nuclear inner membrane. The record is from RefSeq and is a predicted model, not a curated record. Gene Ontology annotation, molecular function: ATP binding; purinergic nucleotide receptor activity; extracellularly ATP-gated monoatomic cation channel activity. Lineage: Eukaryota; Metazoa; Chordata; Lepidosauria; Squamata; Lacertidae.